AAAUAUAUUAUUACUUGAUAAAGAAAUAGUUUUCUUUUAUAAUAAAAAUAUUUCGCGGUACUUAAUUUUCCCUUCCCUUUACGGAUUAAAUUUGCAAAUUUUUCCAAAAUUUAGAGGUUAUGUUUUAAUACUUUCACUUUUCCGAGAAUUUUCAAUUUAAAUUUAUACUCUUAUUAAAUACGUAAUAUUUUUGCGAAAAAUCGAAAUUAAUUGAUACACGCGCUUAAUAGUGAAAGGGUGACGUUAUUUUAUUUUUUUCUGUGAAAAAUUCAAAAAAAACAUUGAAUUUUGUUUUUUUUAAUUACAUUUUGAUAAUUGCGUUUGUAAUAUAUAUAUAUAUAUAUAUAUAUGUACAUAGGCGUGUUGUAUAUAUAUAUUUUUAAAAAAACCUUGUGACAAACGACGUGAGUGAAAAUAAAUCACCUUGGCUACAUAUUUUCUUGAUCAGAUUUCUUCGUGAUUUUCGCAAGCGCAAAAAAGAAACAAUGGCCGCAUUUUUUGUAAAACGUGCUUUAAAUACAAAUCAACAAUUUUUCUGUCGAUCAUUAUUAUUGCCAAUUACAACACCAAUGCAAUUGCAUUAUGCUAAUUAUGGUGAAAUGACAAAUGGUCCAAUAAAAAUACUCGACAAUAAAAUUGCAAACGGUGAAUUAAUGAACGAUGAACAUCAAAGAAAAGUUAUUGAGGCAUUAGAAAAUGUUUAUCAUCAAAUUGAAAAUUAUCAACCGCCAACGAGACAUGGAUUAUUUAGUAAAUGGAUUGGAAAUAAGGGAAAUAGUAAAAAAAAGAAAAAAACACCCAAAGGAUUAUAUCUUUAUGGAGCAGUGGGUGGAGGUAAAACAAUGUUGAUGGACCUAUUCUAUAAUUGUUGUCAGUUGGAAAAUAAACGAAGAGUUCAUUUUCAUUCGUUUAUGUUGGAUGUCCAUAGUAAAAUUCAUGAAAUUAAAAAAAAUGUCGUUCGCGAUAGAAGUAGUACAAAAUUACAGCCUUAUGAUCCAAUUCCUCCUGUUGCUGAGGAAAUUAUUAAAAAUGCUUGGCUACUUUGUUUCGAUGAAUUUCAGGUAACAGACGUGGCGGAUGCAAUGAUAUUAAAAAGAUUAUUCACCGAAUUAUUUAAUAAUGGUGUGAUAAUGAUUGCAACGAGUAAUCGUUCGCCUGAUGAUUUAUAUAAAAAUGGAUUACAAAGGAGUAAUUUCGUUCCUUUUAUUCAAGUAUUAAAAGAUCAUUGCACUAUUCAUUGUUUAGAUUCGGGAAUUGAUUAUCGUGCAAAAGCCGGAUCCGGAAAGGAGAAGAAUUAUUUUGUAAAAAACGAGGAUUCCGAUAAGGAUAUUGAUAAAAUUUUCAAGUAUUUGUGCUCAAUGGAAAAUGAUAUGAUUCGAUCGAAAAUUCUCACGAUAAGAGGACGAAAUGUGACGUUUAAAAAAACUUGCGGACAAGUUAUGGAUUCGACAUUUGAGGAAUUGUGCGAUAGACCACUUGGUGCAAGUGAUUACAUUGAAAUUUGCCAAGCUUUUCACACAGUAAUUAUCAGGGACGUUCCACAAUUAAAUUUAAAGAUAAAAUCACAAGCGAGAAGAUUUAUCACUCUCAUUGAUACACUCUACGAUAGUCGGGUAAGAAUUGUCGUUUCUGCUGCGGCUCCUCACACGGAACUUUUUGCACCUGAAGCUGAUGCAGAAUAUACAGAUGAAAAAAGAGCAUUGAUGGAUGAUUUGCAAAUUUCUCACGGCUCUGAAGAUCAUAAAUCGAAUAUUUUCACCGGCGAGGAGGAAUUAUUUGCAUUUGAUCGCACAGUCUCACGAUUAUCUGAAAUGCAAACCACGGAAUAUUGGCAAGAAUGGGAUCGUCAUAGAUAACGAAAAUGUGCCACGUGUCAGGAUCGACAUAACCUCAAAAGUUUGACAGACGUAAAUAUUUUGAUAUAUAUACAUGAAUUCGUGUGCGAAAAAAACAGUUUCAAUCAAUUUUUAUCGAAAUAAUUUAAUUGUAAAAUCAUU
This is a messenger RNA of Leptopilina boulardi, 1997 nucleotides long. RefSeq names its product putative ATPase N2B. NCBI's taxonomy places the organism in Eukaryota, Metazoa, Arthropoda, Insecta, Hymenoptera, Figitidae. Gene Ontology annotation, cellular component: mitochondrion; cytoplasm. Gene Ontology annotation, molecular function: ATP binding; ATP hydrolysis activity. The transcript has 9 exons. The record is from RefSeq and is a predicted model, not a curated record. The coding region runs from base 486 to 1856 and encodes 456 amino acids.